This is a messenger RNA of Scophthalmus maximus (turbot), 3021 nucleotides long. RefSeq names its product nuclear factor 7, ovary. Gene Ontology annotation, molecular function: protein binding; ubiquitin-protein transferase activity; zinc ion binding. The record is from RefSeq and is a predicted model, not a curated record. Lineage: Eukaryota; Metazoa; Chordata; Actinopteri; Pleuronectiformes; Scophthalmidae. Gene Ontology annotation, biological process: protein ubiquitination. The transcript has 2 exons. Bases 63 to 1496 code for a protein of 477 amino acids.
UGCUCAGGCGGUGGGUUUGGCAGGUGGGUUUGGCAGAUCAAGUACGAGGAGAAGAAGGAGCCAUGGCCUCUGCUUCUUACAAAGAAGAUUUGACUUGCUCUAUUUGUCUGACGAUCUUCUCGGAUCCUGUAAUCCUGCCGUGUGGCCACUCUUUCUGCAGAGAAUGUAUUUCCCUUUCUCUGAAAUCACAGCGCCAGUGUCCACAGUGUCGGGCAGACGUUCCAGAAGACGAGCAAUGUCUUCUCACCAAUCACACUUUGAAAAGUCUUGCUGAAAAAGAAGUGGAGAAACUGAGGAGAGGGCAUGGAGAUGACAAGGAAAUUGACGACUGGUUGUGCCCUGAACACGAAGAAAGGCUGAAGCUGUUCUGCGUCACAGAUCAGCAGUUAGCUUGUAUUAUAUGUCGAGAUGGGGAGAAGCACGAAGGGCACAAGUUUAAACCAAUCAAAGAAGCAGCUGCACUUGUGAGGAACAAGUUGGAGGCGUUUGUGCAAUGCAUUGCUGAUGAUAUCGAUGCUACAGAGAGGCUGGUCAACACAAAGAUGGAAGAGAUAACAAAAACCAAAGACAAGGUUCAGCAGCUGACGACUCAGAUCUGCAGACAGUUUGAGGAGAUGCACCAGUUUCUUAGAAAGAGAGAAGACGAGAUCACGAAUGACCUGAAACACAAAGAGGACGAUGCUGUCGAGAAAAUGAGCGAGACAUUAAAUGCCAUGGAAACUGCUCUGUCAGAGAGCAGAGAGCUGCAGGCAAAGGUGGCGACUGUUCUAGAAACCACAGACUCUGACAAGUUCUUAAAGAGCUGGACUGAGAAUAACAGCAUGGUGACUUCUGAACAUUCAUUCAAGCCCAAAGCCAAUGAGUUUAAAGUGGAGAACACGUCUCUCUCUCUGGGGCCUUAUGACAGUCACCUGCAGUUCUUUAUGUGGAAGGAGAUGCUUCAGGUCAUCAAGCCCCAAGCAGAGCUGCUGUCACUCAAAAGUGUUAGCAGUAACAUAACAGUGUCUGAAGAUGGGAGGAAUUUGAUGUAUAGGCCCGUAUUCACUCCAAAUUGCAAACAAAGGAGUUUUCCUUAUGAUAGCUAUGGUCGUAAUACCAGUUACAUUCAAUAUGACCAUAGUUGCGUGGAGCAAACCUCAGUCCAGUGUGUUUCUGCGUUCAGCUCCAAUGAGUUCACCUCAGGGCAGCACUACUGGGAAAUGGAGGUUGGAGAAAGGGACUAUUGGAAAGUAGGGGUAGAAAAUCAUUAUCUUAGCUAUGAUCAGCAAGAAUAUGUCACUUCUAUUCAAGACACAGUGUUAGCAUUGGCAGGAAGACCACAAAAGAUUGGUGUUUACCUAGACUGCCUAUCGCAGGAGCUGUCCUUCUAUGACGCAGAAAACAUGACUCAUAUUCACACUAUGAGACACUGUAUGUCAGUGCCAGUGAAAGCAUAUUUUGAAUACAGAUUUAGUGAGGCAGCAAAUCAUAACCCCCCAAGAGUGUGCUGGUACUGAAUUCUGGGAAAAUGGGGCAACUGGAAAUUACAGACAUGACUUCCAAGAUGGUGCCUUGGUUCUAAUUCCUCGUCCUUUCACUGUUUGUGUUUAUUUCUUCCAUAAUCGUCCUGGGUUCUGUACUACGAAGGAGGAGUUAUGGUUAUCAAGGUAACUUCAGGUUUAAUGCCAGGUUUUUUAGUCCUACGAAAAUGGUUCAGAUCUCACCAUGGUAAUGCUGAACCACUUACCUACUCUGGAACAGAUUAAGUUUCGACCAAUCAGAUCACUGGAAAAUUUGAGUCUUCAUUCUAAAGUCUACCAUACUCCUAGUUAUUGUAGUUUGUUUAGAAUGUCUUGGGCAGAAUAUACCAUUAGCAUAUGGCUGUGUACAAUAACAGAGUCUUUGUUGAUCCAGAUCUUAUGUGUGACUCAAAAUAAUAGGAAUGAGGAACUAUAACCUAUACCAUACUUUGUAAUCUACACAGGAUUUUAAUGAAAAAACUGCAACAGAAUUCCUGACAGUGCUGAUGUUUUUAUUGGCUUAUCUUGUCACUGCAGCUCGGAAUAACAUAAGGAACCCGUGUGAAAUACUGAAAUAAAAACCCUCUGAUGACUUUUAUCAUUAAAACCCUCACUCAAUUACUAACUUCAUGUGCUUAUUUACAUUAUAUCAUUGGGCUGACUUUGAAUAUGUGUUAAGUGUUUAUUUUCUAUUCUAAUAAUUUGAUCAUAUAUUUAUAUUUCACUUUGGAGAAUGCCGCAUGUCAAUAAACCAAUAUUAACUGCUAUUAAAUUUUGCUUCUUUUUAAUUCAUUUUUGUCCAGCACAUACAUAUUUUAUGAUACCAUACUCCUAGUUAUUGUAGGUUGUUUAGAAUGUAUUGGGCAGAAUAUACCAUUAGCAUAUGGCUGUGUACAAUAACAGACUCUUUGUUGAUCCAGAUCUUAUGUGUGACUCAAAAUAAUACGAAUGAUGAACUAUAACCUAUACCGUACUUUGUAAUCUACGCAGGAUUUUUAUGAAAAAACGACAACUUGUACAAUGCUGAACGUGACCCCCUGGAGUCAAACCUGUGGUCAUUGUGUAUUAUUCCUUCACUGGGAAGUUUGUGCUUCACUGUGCAGAAAGUUGCUCAAACACUGUUUGAGUUUCACACUAUUUGGCAUGUGCUCACCGUAAUACUGACUUGAAGUUGUGGAUGAUCCAUCUGGAUUUUGUGAUGGAUUUUGUGCAACUGCUUUGAUAAUAGAAAAAGGCAAAAUUACGCAUUAAAAAUAAAUAAAUAAUAAAGUCUAUUGGGGAAAAUGUAAAUCUUUUAUUCAUGUCUGUGGCAUAUACUCUAACUGUUUUAUGAAUGGGGAAGGAAACUAGAGACAACGUAGACAUGAGAAGGACACGAGCUAUCCCGUGGAUGAGACGACAGGAUUGACUUACACUGCUGUAUAUUCACUGUAUGUCUGUACCUCCUAAGUAUGCAUAGAAAAACAUGUUUGCUUUGCAUUGAAUUACUGGAAAUGGAAAAUAAAGCCUUUUGAAAAACCUA